Molecule: messenger RNA, 3123 nt
Organism: Odobenus rosmarus divergens (Pacific walrus)
Lineage: Eukaryota; Metazoa; Chordata; Mammalia; Carnivora; Odobenidae
Gene: MEF2D
Product: myocyte enhancer factor 2D
Exons: 11
Coding region: 220-1752 (510 amino acids)
Biological process (GO): cell differentiation; positive regulation of transcription by RNA polymerase II
Molecular function (GO): RNA polymerase II cis-regulatory region sequence-specific DNA binding; protein dimerization activity; histone deacetylase binding
Source: RefSeq, a predicted model, not a curated record
GGGACCUGAGACCACCCCUGCCCUGGGUCCAGCUUUCCCGGACUGGUCCUCCCCCUCCCCCCAGCCCGCCAGCCUGCCCCCAGGUCCCUGUCGAAGGUGUCCUGCAGACCAUGAACUGAUUCCUGGUUCCAGGCCGUUCAUGAGCACAGUGUGAGGCGUGCCGAGACCUGCUACCCAGCAAUCCCCUCCCCUCCCUAGCACUGAGGAUCCCCAGAGAAGAUGGGGAGGAAAAAGAUUCAGAUCCAGCGAAUCACUGAUGAGCGGAACCGACAGGUGACAUUCACCAAGCGCAAGUUCGGACUGAUGAAGAAGGCGUACGAGCUGAGCGUGCUCUGUGACUGUGAGAUCGCGCUCAUCAUCUUCAACCACUCCAACAAGCUGUUCCAGUAUGCCAGCACCGACAUGGACAAGGUGCUGCUCAAGUACACGGAGUACAACGAGCCGCAUGAGAGCCGCACCAACGCCGACAUCAUCGAGACCCUGAGGAAGAAGGGCUUCAACGGCUGUGACAGCCCGGAGCCCGACGGGGAGGACUCGCUGGAGCAGAGCCCCCUGCUGGAGGACAAGUACCGGCGCGCCAGCGAGGAGCUGGACGGGCUCUUCCGGCGCUACGGGUCAGCUGUGCCGGCCCCCAACUUUGCCAUGCCCGUCACGGUGCCCGUGUCCAGUCAGAGCUCACUGCAGUUCAGCAAUCCCAGCGGCUCUCUGGUCACCCCUUCCCUGGUGACAUCAUCCCUCACGGACCCGCGGCUCCUGUCCCCCCAGCAGCCAGCACUGCAGAGGAACAGCGUGUCUCCGGGCCUGCCCCAGCGGCCGGCCAGCGCAGGGGCCAUGCUGGGGGGAGACCUCAACAGUGCUAAUGGAGCCUGCCCCAGCCCUGUCGGAAAUGGCUAUGUCAGUGCCCGGGCUUCCCCUGGUCUCCUCCCUGUGGCCAACGGCAACAGUCUCAACAAGGGCAUCCCUGCCAAGUCUCCGCCCCCACCCACCCACAGCGCCCAGCUUGGAGCCCCCAGCCGCAAGCCCGACCUGAGGGUCAUCACUUCCCAGGGAGGAAAGGGGUUAAUGCAUCACUUGAACAAUGCCCAGCGCCUUGGGGCCUCCCAGUCUACCCACUCACUCACCACGCCAGUGGUUUCCGUGGCAACACCGAGUUUACUCAGCCAGGGCCUCCCCUUCUCCUCCAUGCCCACUGCCUACAACACAGAUUACCAGCUGAGCAGUGCCGAGCUCUCCUCCCUCCCAACCUUCAGCUCGCCCGGGGGGCUGUCGCUGGGCAGUGUCACCGCCUGGCCUCAGCCUGCGCAGCCGCCCCAGCCCCAGCCGCCCCAGCCGCCCCAGCCGCCCCAGCCGCCGCCCCAGCCGCCCCAGCCGCCCCAGCAGCCGCCCCAGCCGCAGCCCCAUCUGGUCCCCGUGUCUCUCAGCAGCCUGAUCCCGGGCAGCCCUCUGCCCCACGUGGGGGCCGCCCUCACAGUCACCACCCACCCCCACAUCAGCAUCAAGUCGGAGCCGGUGUCCCCUAGCCGCGAGCGCAGCCCCGCGCCGCCCCCUCCAGCUGUGUUCCCGGCGGCCGCCCGCCCGGAGCCUGGCGAUGGCCUCAGCAGCCCGGCCAGCAGCUCCUACGAGACCGGGGACCGGGACGACGCACGGGGGGACUUCGGGCCCACGCUGGGCCUGCUGCGCCCAGCCCAGGAGCCCGAGGCUGAGGGCCCCGCUGUGAAGAGGAUGCGGCUCGACACCUGGACAUUAAAGUGACGCUUCCCAGCCCCCUCCUCUCAGCCUCCCUGACGAAGAGUUGACAAUCUCACCGCCCACCCCUCCCGGCCCUGGGCUCCUCCCGCUCGACCCCCACUUCCUUUUGUGCUCCGUGUCCUGUUGACGGUUACAUUUGUGUAUAAUUAUUAUAUUAUUAUUAUUAUUAUUAUAUUUUUUUUAAUUUGGAUUCUCGCUUUGGAGAGGAGGAUGCUCCUGUCCCCUCUUUCUGCACCCCCCCCGCCAUUUUACUGGCUGGCGGGGGCUGUUUUUUGCGGGAAGGGGGGACACUUUGCACGUUGUACACAUAUGCUGCAGGAGGGGGUGGGGAGCCCGAUAGGCCUUUGGGACAGGACAGGUGCCGAGCCCUGCAUGCGGAGCCCUCCCACCCCAUCCCCCAGAUAGAGGGAGAUAACCAAAAAACCUACCAAACCACAAAAUCCCUUAUAAUAUACUGAAACCCCAAAGUCGGCCUGAUGGGUGGGUUUGUGUUUCAGGGGGCAAGAGAGCCCAGGUUCUGAAAAGAGUUUCUGUGUCUGGGCUAUUCCCGUGGCCACAGGCACAUGGGGUGAAAUGCCCAAGCCUGGCCCCCCAGUGCCCCUGCACACACACGACACUCUCACGGAUUCAUGUGUGAGCUGCACCCCCAAGGUGUGGGGGUGCUGGCUGAGCCUCUGGGCUGGGAAGGCUGCCUGGGAUUCGGAGGCUGGGGGCAGGGUUUGAGGUGGGGGCCCCUCGGAAGCACAUUUGGAAAGACGGAGAGCCAUGAGGAGGGGCCGAGAGCUGGGGUGAGGGGUGACUCGGGGCCCCCUUCUGUCCCUGGCAGUUUCUCUAAGAUAAACAGUGCAAUAGCUCCCCGUCCCUGGGCUGACACCAGCCCCCGAAAGCAGGCCACAAAGUGCAGGGAGGACGGGGAGGGGGGCAGCUCCAGUGAGGUGGCUCAGCAGGACCAGAGCCCCGGCAUCCAGGGGCAAGUGUGAGUGGGGGCUCUCUCUUCCUUGCACGGACACAUCCCCAAAGGAGGGACCCUGGGGUGGCGUGAGGGUGGGAGGCCCGCCUGCCUCCUUUCCUCCUGGGCCGUCCCCAGCCCCCUCCCAGCUCCUCCCGCCCUGACCCCACCUCCCCGGUCGCCUACCUCCUGUCCCACCACCCCUGGCAGCCCACCUUCCCUCUUGGCUACUGUAACUGUAAAUAGCAACCUUUGGAAAACGUUAGCAGUGUAACAGUCCAGGAAACUGUUUUUUUUGUUGUCGUUGUAUUGAUAUGAAAUGAGAUUCUAUUUUUGUCAAAGUAUAUUGUAAUAAUAAUGACUCAAGCGGCCCGUACUGUACAGAUGAGACUCUUCUGCUGUUGUUCUUGCUCCCCGCCCCGCCC